Messenger RNA from Tigriopus californicus, 1298 nucleotides. It is a transcript of the gene Snap29, whose product is annotated as synaptosomal-associated protein 29-like. Gene Ontology annotation, cellular component: plasma membrane; SNARE complex. Gene Ontology annotation, molecular function: SNAP receptor activity; syntaxin binding. Lineage: Eukaryota; Metazoa; Arthropoda; Copepoda; Harpacticoida; Harpacticidae. The record is from RefSeq and is a predicted model, not a curated record. Bases 270 to 1094 code for a protein of 274 amino acids. The transcript has a single exon. Gene Ontology annotation, biological process: exocytosis; synaptic vesicle priming; synaptic vesicle fusion to presynaptic active zone membrane.
AACAUCAGGUGGAAGUUGUCUGUCUUAUGCUUAUAUAGUGAUGCGGAGUGCGGACUGACAGGAGUUCUUCUGUUUAGUAAGUGACGGACUCACCUACCUGACCUGUUCAACCCACUUGCCAUUGCUAAAAGCAAGCGAGUCAAAGGGGCGUGGUAAUGCGGAUAUUGAUCCCUCAGUCAAACUCCAAAGCCUAUAACCUCUCCUGACCAAGCUUCUCAUUGUUGUGGAUCCAUCCAUCAGCCCGUCCCCAACCGAUUCAAUCCAUCACCAUGUCUAAUCCCUUCUACAAUCCCGAAGACGAAAUCGACGAUGAAGAGUUCGUCAAUCACUCCAAGACUGGCCAUGCCGGUUACAUGCUGCCCAAUCACGCCAGUGCUAACUACGGUCCGCCCGCUCGCACCACGGCUACCGCACCAACCUUUGAAAGCCGUCAGCAAGCCCUGAUGCAAAAGCGGCGGGAAAUCGAAGAGCGAACCGUGGAUUCGAGUCAUCGCUCAUUGGGACUCUUGUACGAAUCCGAAAAGGUGGGCCAAGCCACGGCGGAAGAGUUGUCCCGACAGAAGGAGCAACUUCAGGCCACGGAAUCCCGAUUGGACGAUAUCAACUCCACACUCAAUCGGAGUGAACGUCAUCUCCAAGGGAUCAAGAGUAUCUUUGGUGGGAUUCGGAACUAUUUCUCGGGUCGUGGAGCCCCUCCACCCGCCGGGGCGGGGGGUAGCUCUGGUAGUGCGAGUACGGGCAAUUUGUCAGCCAUGGGUCAAAUUGGGGGUGGGGCCAAAGCCGUGGGCUUAAGUACCACAGAUAGUGACAGUCGGUUGGAUAGCAUGCGGCAAUCCAAUCACCCCGGGCUUCGCAAUAAUCGGGGUUUGACCGAGGAUAGUCGCAUGGCUGGGAGUGGCGUGGACGAGAUCUUGGAUCGAAAUCUGGACGAAAUGUCCAUGGGCUUGUCUCGACUCAAGGGUUUGGCCCAGAAUCUGAACACGGAACUGGAAGAUCAUAAUGAUAUUCUGGAUCGAUUGGAUCACAAAACGAGCAGCACGCAAUGGCGGGUCGAGAAACAGAACAAAGAUAUGAGUAAAUUGCUCAAGAAGUGAGGACCUCGCCCUCGUCAUGACUUCUUUACUGCUAUCAUCAAUACAAGACUCGCCACCCAUCUAGAUGAUGAUCGGUGGUCACUGAUCCAUGACUCUAGUGCUAGCAGACUUAGGCCCAAUAUUCUGUUCUUUUACACUUAAAUGAUGAACCUGUUCAUAAUUAAUUGCUAGUUGCAUUUCAAUAAAAAGUAAAACAAUAACCAA